Molecule: messenger RNA, 1401 nt
Organism: Endocarpon pusillum Z07020
Lineage: Eukaryota; Fungi; Ascomycota; Eurotiomycetes; Verrucariales; Verrucariaceae
Exons: 1
Coding region: 1-1401 (466 amino acids)
Cellular component (GO): U5 snRNP
Molecular function (GO): protein binding
Source: RefSeq, a predicted model, not a curated record
AUGGCUCACCUUGCCCGGCCGAAACGUGCUGCGGAAGACUUUGCGCGAACCCAUCACGAGGACGCUGACCUUGGACAAGCUUCCAAGAAGCCUCGGUUUGAUCUGCGUAAUCCAUCUGCACUCGCCCCAGACGCACCGGAGGACGAUGUCACUCUGGACGCCGAUGUCAUCGGUUCCCGCGGACAGCAGGUGCGCCGAAACGCAGUCAACAUUGAUGGCUACGAUUCAGACUCGGAAAAUGAGGGAUUCGAUGGGCAAGCAGCGGCAAAGGCCAGGGCAAAGGAAGACAAAACCCAGGACGAGGAGACUGGGGAUAUGUUCGCAGAUCUAGAGGACGAAUUCAGAGACGGAGAUGAUUCUGAAGGUGACCUUACACAAAAAGGGCCAGGGAAGAGGAAGGCUGUAAGGUUUCUAGAAGCAGAUGAGAUCGAGGGCCAGGUAUUCAAUUCAAAAAGUGGUGGCCAUGUAUCCGCCAAUUUUUCAGCAGAUGGAUCCACAAAUGGAAUUGCCAAUGGGCUCGAUCGGGGUCGGACGGAAGCUCAGGAAGUCGACUCAAGCAGCGAGAGCGAUGUCGAUGAUGAGACUCGUGCCGAGACCGGGGAAGGUGUUGAUGAAGAACUGGGCGCUGGUGCGAAGAAAACCCAUGCGCCGAAGCUGGAUGCUUUCAAUAUGCGCAGCGAGCAAGAAGAGGGCAGAUUUGACGAACAAGGCAAUUUCGUGCGGAAGGCGGGAGACCCAGACGCAGUGCAUGACUCGUGGCUAGAAGGAUUGUCAAAGAAGGAUAUGCGAAAAGCGAAAGAAGCAGCCGACAAGAGGGAGGAAGAGAGAAGACGAGCAGACACUCAGAACGACGCCGUACUUACGAGCGAUGCGUUGAAGACGUUGAUACCGCUGCUCGAACGCGGUGAGACAGUCCUUGAAGCCCUGGCACGACUAGGAAAAGGAAAAGAGAGGAGGCCGAAAUGGCAGACGAAGAACAGAAAUAGGAGGAAACAGGAUAUCGAGGGGAAAGAUGCUGAGAUGGAAGAUGAAGAUCAAGCAGAGAUCAAAAGAAAAGCUGCUGUAGAAGCUAUAACGGAAUCUGCAGACCUCAUACUCGGCCGGGAUCAGCCUGAGAUAUAUGAUGCAGAAAGAGAAUUGCUAAUGCGAUUAUAUCGACGAGAAACAGGAGAGGAAUGGGUUGAUCCGCCGAGGCAUGAGACAGAAGAAAAUGGUGUCGAUCUUGGGACUAAAAUGUGGGAGUACCGAUGGUCUGAUGCAAGAGACGGUGGGGAAGUUCAUGGACCAUAUGAAGGUAGCAUGAUGGUGCAAUGGAACGACGCAGGAUAUUUUGGCGAUGGGGUAGAAUUCAAAAGGGCCAACGACCCGGGCGAGUGGAGCCGGGUGGUCGAUUUCUUGUAG